AGGUGGGGGGUGGGCAGCAGUGGUCACACAACAUCUUGCAGUCGGGCUGGGUCUGUGUGAAGCCCCAGGGAUGUUCCCCGGCCCAUUCUUCCCAAGAGUCAAUGAAUAAAAUCAGGGGCCUCCCUCCUGAGGUCAGGGAACCAGGCCCUGGAGUGGAACUUGGGGUGGAAGAUGGCCUUCUUUGUCAACUGAUUCAUUCUCCAGAAUUCAACUUGUUCUCCCACUCUGCGGUGUUUGAAAGCAACUUUAUCCAGGUCACUAAGUCCGGGAACUGGAUGAAUGUCCCUGAAGGGUCGACCACCACCGUGAUCCUUGGGGUAACCUCCUCAGUGCCCUCCUUGCCGCUCCCCAACAUCCUCCUGAUGGCCAACGUCACCUGGCCCCAGGGUCAGUUUUCCACCCACAACACACCUGGCUGUGCUCCUGUCAUCACCCUCAGCAGGAUUCUCCCCCUGAAGUUUGUGGAGCUACAAAUCUGUGACCGGCUCCAGCGCAUCCUGCGGAUUAGGACAGUGACUGAGAAGAUCUACUACAUGAAGCUCCACGAAAAACACCCGGAGACCGUGUUUCAGUUCUGGAUCCGCUUGGUGAAAAUUCUGCAGAAAGGUCUGUCCAUCACCACGAAAGACCCGAGAAUCCAGUUCACUCACUGCCUGGUGCCCAAGAGGCCCUGCAGCUCCACUGAAACAACACCUGAAAGCAGCCUCCUGUCAUCCUCCCAGCCCAGCGAAAACUUCUUGCUGUGGAAAGCCGAGCAGACUAGCGACAUUUUCUCACACUUCCCAGGAAGAGUCCAUCUCACAGAAGACAGAAAACAGGCCACUAAAAUCAAGGAUUGCAAGAGCGACAGGAGGACACCCUUGCCGGCGGCAUCUUCAGCCAAUAUGAUUGUGCCUAUGAGAGCCAUUUUGGGCCACAGCCUCUGGGAACAAGAGAAUCCGGACGAGUGCUUACCACAGGCUCCUGUAGCCAGUUCCCUAGGAGAGAACUUACUGGGACCCUGA
Myotis lucifugus (little brown bat) is the source of this 1004-nucleotide messenger RNA. RefSeq names its product protein FAM71F2. The record is from RefSeq and is a predicted model, not a curated record. Bases 102 to 1004 code for a protein of 300 amino acids. NCBI's taxonomy places the organism in Eukaryota, Metazoa, Chordata, Mammalia, Chiroptera, Vespertilionidae. Gene Ontology annotation, cellular component: nucleus. The transcript has 5 exons.